Stylophora pistillata is the source of this 1820-nucleotide messenger RNA. RefSeq names its product very-long-chain (3R)-3-hydroxyacyl-CoA dehydratase 2. The record is from RefSeq and is a predicted model, not a curated record. Gene Ontology annotation, biological process: very long-chain fatty acid biosynthetic process; sphingolipid biosynthetic process; fatty acid elongation. Lineage: Eukaryota; Metazoa; Cnidaria; Anthozoa; Scleractinia; Pocilloporidae. Gene Ontology annotation, cellular component: endoplasmic reticulum membrane. Gene Ontology annotation, molecular function: 3-hydroxyacyl-CoA dehydratase activity.
UGGACUUUGCACCAGGCUCCGCUCUUGCACCGGUGCAAGAUGGCGGUUCUAGCGAAGGCUUACUUGGUGCUGUACAACGUUGUACUGACGCUUGGAUGGGGUGUGAUUCUAGUCCUCUCAGUAAAGCACUUGACAGAGAAGAAAACCAACAUUGGGCUUUACAACUCAGUGGAAACACCCCUCAAGAUAUUUCAAUCUGCAGCCAUCCUAGAGGUAUUGCACUGUGCAGUAGGUCUAGUGCCAUCUUCAGUUGUUAUUACAGCAUUUCAAGUAGCUUCAAGACUCUUUUUAACCUGGGCAGUGGCUCACAGUGUCCCUCAAGUUCAUGACAAUGCUGGCGUGGCAGGGUUCAUUUUUGCUUGGUCCAUCACGGAGGUUAUUCGCUAUUCAUUUUAUGCAUUUUCAUUGUUGGACAAGUUGCCGUACAUACUUCAGUGGUGCAGAUAUACUUUCUUUUAUUUCCUUUAUCCCAUUGGCGUGACAGGUGAGCUGGUGACAAUAUACUCCUCUCUUGGUUAUGUUUCCAAGUCUGGUCUGUACAGUGUGUCCAUGCCAAAUCGUCUCAAUUUUUCCUUUGAUUUUCAUCUCUUCCUAAUGGUGGUGAUGUUCUCUUAUAUUCCAAUCUUCCCGCAACUUUACUUUCACAUGAUCCGACAGAGAAAGAAGGUUAUUGGUGGAAAAGUCAAACCGCAAUACCUUGAAGUUCCAACCGUCCAACUGAAAGGCUGGGAGAAUUUUAGUCAAGAUGCGUUUGUUGAUUUUGUGUGUUUUGAAUUUAAAACUAAGUGACUGGGGUGGCAAGCCACGAGUGGAAAGAUUAGUUGAACUGUUGUGCAUUAUUGGCCCGUUCCUCAAAAGUCCCGGUUACUAACGGCCCCAAGCCAUACUCUAAAGCUAAGCAACAGUGGUUUGGGUCUUGCAUGCAGCUCAAAAGUUAUUUCCAUAACGUUACAUCAGCAGAUAAAUUUAUCAUUUUAAUUUCAAAACUAUCAGUAUCGCGAUCUCUAUAACAACACAGCAAACAAAAAUCAUUUUCCGGGAUCGAUGUUUACCGGAACUUUCGAGGAAUUGACAUUAGAUACAGUUGGCGACAUUGGUUGUCGCAUGAAGUGUGUGAAGUUAGCCCUGGGUGUUCUCUGCUUCCAAAAAAAAAUUGGCUGUGAUUCAUUUUAGCGCUGUGAAUUGUUCAAAAUUGGACAUGAUACAGUUGCACUUACAAAUGAGGCUUGCACAAAAGUCAUCUUUGUCAAUCGAAGCUAAUACCCCCACUAGCGUCCUAGAAACGUUUGUCUAUGAAAUAUUUUUUCAGUUCUGAAUUAGUUUUUCAAAAAAUAUAUAUCACUUGAAUUCUUUUAUAAACUACGAGAUGUAAUUUAAUUUAUUGAUUGAAUAUGGUAAAAGAGCCUUAAGGACAUAGCAGUUUGAAUGGUAUUUUUUUGUCAGAAUAAUUUGUAGAGAGCAUGCAUUAAACCUAGACGCAUAUAUUAUGUAUAUCUCAACACUUCGGUCGUCGAGCAAUUUUUUUGCGAAGUUAUUUGCGCUCUUUGUAUGUUUAAGGAAUUGAGUAUAUGUGAGGUAAUUAUAGUGUUAGAAAACAGAGUUUGAAAACUAAAACAGAGGACACAUUUUUAAAGCGAUAAGGGAGCUCUGGAAGACUAAUUUAGAUUUUAUAAGUUUGGAAAUUUGCACCUCGUCGCUUGACUGCGCUAAAACAGACGCCUUCUAUUUUGAAUCAAAAGCGAUAAGGGGCCGACCAUUUAACUUUUCAGGGGGGGUGGAUGAUUUCUGGUCAUCAAGAAAGUUUUUUUCUUGCAAUCCGC